This is a messenger RNA of Guyanagaster necrorhizus, 2257 nucleotides long. Its product is annotated as glucose-inhibited division protein A subfamily. The coding region runs from base 35 to 2026 and encodes 663 amino acids. Gene Ontology annotation, molecular function: flavin adenine dinucleotide binding. NCBI's taxonomy places the organism in Eukaryota, Fungi, Basidiomycota, Agaricomycetes, Agaricales, Physalacriaceae. Gene Ontology annotation, biological process: tRNA methylation; tRNA wobble uridine modification. The record is from RefSeq and is a predicted model, not a curated record. The transcript has 17 exons.
CUCUCUUCACCCACGACGAGGCCUGCAGUUUGGAAUGCUCAACCAUUUAAUUCGCAGACCAUGGACUCGCUUGCGCCUGCAUAGACAUUUCUCUUCUGUCGUCGACCAUGUUUCCGAGCCCUACCAAGUCUGUGUUAUCGGUGCUGGACAUGCGGGAUGCGAGGCAGCGGCAGCGGCGUGUCGCUCAGGUGCAAAAACGCUUUUGUUGACGAAGAAUUUGGAAAACAUCGGUGAACUUUCCUGCAAUCCGUCUAUUGGAGGUGUUGGCAAAGGCACACUGGUUCGUGAAGUCGACGCGAUGGACGGGUUGAUGGGUCGUGUCGCCGAUAUGUCUGGCAUAAUGUUUCGGAUGCUUAACGCGACGAAGGGGUCGGCCGUUUGGGGACCAAGGGCCCAAAUUGACCGCAAGCUGUACAAGCGCCAUAUGAAGAGGGAGCUCGCCAAACAUCAAGAAAACCUACAUAUCCGCGCUGCGGAUGUUUUUGACCUUGUAUUCGACCACGAGAACAAUCCUGAUGCUACAUGGGGGCGGAUUCAGGGUGUUAGACUUGACACUGGGGAGAUCAUACCUUGUACCCAAGUCGUCGUUUGCACCGGAACCUUCCUUGGUGGAGAAAUCCACAUCGGUCCGAAGACGUUUCCUGCUGGAAGAAUCAACGAAGACCCCGCCCCAGGCCUGUCCGGUUCGCUUCGGGCAGCUGGAUUCAGACUCGGACGCCUACAGACAGGGACGCCGGCUCGCCUUGACGGAAAAACAGUAGACUUUACGACACUCGACCGUCAGGACGGUGAUGAAGUCCCAGCUCCUUUCAGCUUUCUCAACGAUGUUGUACCAAAUGCAAGCAAUCAAGUGCCUUGUUAUAUGACCAGGACCAAUCCAUCUACACAUCAGAUAGUCAAGGACAAUAUGCACCGCAGCGUUCAUAUACAGGAAACGAAGAAAGGACCCCGAUAUUGUCCGUCACUGGAGGCGAAAAUCUUGCGAUUCGAUCGCGAUUCCCAUACUGUCUGGCUAGAGCCUGAGGGUUAUGACUCUGAUGUAAUAUAUCCCAAUGGGAUCUCCUGUAGCCUUCCAGAGGAAGUCCAGGAGCCGAUGAUGCGAACCAUUGAGGGUCUGGAGAAUGUUAAAAUGGUCAGACCCGCAUAUGGUGUGGAAUACGACUAUGUGGAUCCUCGGGAACUCUUACCAACACUGGAGACGAAGCGUAUCAAGGGCCUUUUCCUCGCCGGACAGAUUAAUGGUACCACAGGCUACGAAGAAGCCGCAGCUCAAGGUAUUGUUGCAGGCAUCAACGCGGGAUUAGCGGCGCUGCAGCGUCCACCGUUCAUCCUUACAAGGGCAGAGAGCUUCAUCGGAGUCCUCAUCGAUGAUCUCAUAGUCAAAGGAGCGGACGAGCCAUACCGGAUGUUAACCUCGCGGUCGGAAUAUCGAAUGACGCUGCGGCCUGAAAACUCCGAUAUGCGGUUAACAGCCAAAGCAUACCAUGUUGGCGCGGUAUCAGAAGAACGUUGGCGGUCUUUCAGUCAGAUGCUACAGACAUACAACCAGAUCAUCGACGUCUUGAAAGGUUGUGUACUCAGUACACAGAACUGGAAGUCUCGAGGAUAUACCGUUCCAUCGGACGGAAAAAUGAGAAGCGCCUUUGAUUUGCUGCGAUACCAAACGAUAUCGUCUGCGGAAUUCAUCAAGGACAUCCCGCUUUUGGCCAAUACCGAUCCGAGACUGCUGGCGCGCAUUGACACCGAGGGCCGAUACCAGCCUUUUCUGGCCAGGCAACAAGCCGAUUUACGCGACUUUAUGGUAGACGAGAGUCUUAUGCUUGAUCCUAUGAUGGACUAUCUUACUGUGAAAGGAUUGAGUUCGGAGAUUCGGGAGCGACUCUUCAAGGUUCGGCCGACGACCAUCGGAGCAGCGAAGAGGAUGGAAGGUAUGACGCCGUCGUCGAUGGUGCAUUUGCUCAGGCACGCGAAACGGACGUUCCGGAGAGAUCAGGAGGAGGGAAAGUUUGAUGAUGCGAAUACAUGAUGCAGGGGCAGGGUGACUGAUUUGCACCUGUUAAAAGGCAGGGAAAUCCAUUGCAACAGAGGCAUAGACCAGGUGAGACUGUAGAUCACAACGCCCCGCUGUCAGCCAAGAAUAUUGCAUGGAUUUGAGGGUGUCUUAGGGAUCAAAUGGAUAUGUAAAGCGAUAUGUAGCGGUGUACACUACUCCUACUCGAUAUAAUAUCAAAUACAACAAGUACCUUCUCAUGCAGAG